Messenger RNA from Globicephala melas (long-finned pilot whale), 3220 nucleotides. It is a transcript of the gene SLC16A4, whose product is annotated as solute carrier family 16 member 4. Gene Ontology annotation, molecular function: monocarboxylic acid transmembrane transporter activity. Gene Ontology annotation, cellular component: plasma membrane. NCBI's taxonomy places the organism in Eukaryota, Metazoa, Chordata, Mammalia, Artiodactyla, Delphinidae. Gene Ontology annotation, biological process: transmembrane transport; monocarboxylic acid transport. The record is from RefSeq and is a predicted model, not a curated record.
GACGGCCUCCAGGUUUAAUCAGCAACAGUUACCCAAAGGAUUUUCUACUUGGUUUACUCUGAUGCUUGCUUUUGGGUGGAGGGAGGGCCUAGGAUGAUGUCAAAUUACAGUCUUUCCUCCUCCCCUCAGGAAGUAAAGUCCACUGGCAGGAGUGCCUAAAUUGGCUCUAACCCUGGGCUCUCACAAUGCUUGCUUGUUUUCACAGGGCAGAAGAAUGAAACGCCUUAGAAAAAGAGCAACAUUCUGGAAAAUUGUAUAGUUUCUUUUUCUUCCCAGAUUGUCUCAAGUCUGUGGAGGAUUCCCUUGCUACACACCACAUCAAAGGAAUCUUCUGCAUUUAAAACAAACGAAGCAUCAUGCUGAAGAGGGAGGGGAAGGUCCGACCCUACACGAAAACCCUGGAUGGAGGUUGGGGAUGGAUGGUUGUGUUUCAUUUCUUCCUGGUAAAUGUAUUCGUGAUGGGGAUGACCAAGACUUUUGCAAUUUUCUUUGUGGUUUUUCAAGAAGAGUUUGAAGGCACCUCAGAGCAAACUGGUUGGAUUGGAUCCAUCAUGUCAUCGCUUCGUUUUUCUGCAGGUCCCCUAGUUGCUGUUACUUGUGACAUAAUUGGAGAGAAAACUGCCUCCAUUCUUGGGGCUUUCCUUGUUACUGGUGGAUAUCUGAUCAGCAGCUGGGCUACAAGCAUUCCCUUUCUUUGUGUGACUAUGGGAUUUUUACCUGGUUUGGGUUCUGCUUUCUUGUACCAAGUCGCUGCUGUGGUCACUACCAAAUACUUCAAAAAACGAUUAGCUCUUUCUACAGCUAUUGCCCGUUCAGGGAUGGGACUGACAUUUCUGUUAGCGCCUUUUACAAAAGUCCUGAUAGAUCUAUAUGACUGGACAGGUGCCCUUAUAUUAUUUGGAGCAAUCACAUUGCAUUUGGUGCCUUCUAGUAUGCUCUUGAGACCCACCCAUAUCAAAAGCGAGAGCAAUUCCGAUAUUAAAGAUAAAAGUAGCAGUUUUUCUGCAAGUAGUCCAGAGGCAGCAUGUGGGACAGAAACAUCAUGCCGCAAUGAGAUACAAGAGUCUGCCAUCAGGGACAAUACUAUGCAGGAUGGACAACCUGGUAUAAGUUUAACAGUCUCACAAAAUCAAAAUGAAGAGUUCAACAAUGAACCUAACAGGAACAGACUCUUCCAAAAAACUAAUGAAGAAAGUUAUGGCAAUAAGACUAUUUUGUGGAGCUGCAAACAAAAACUCUUUGAUUUUUCUCUUCUUAAGAAUCCUUUUUUCUACAUAUUUACGUGGUCUUUUCUCCUCAGUCAGUUGGCAUAUUUCAUCCCUACCUUUCACCUGGUAGCCAGAGCCAAAACACUGGGGAUUAAUAUCAUGGACGCCUCCUACCUCGUUUCUGUAGCUGGUAUCAUUGAGACAGUCAGUCAGAUUAUCUCCGGAUGGGUUGCUGAUCAAAACUGGAUCAAGAAGUAUCAUUACCACAAGUCUUACCUCAUCCUCUGCGGCAUCACUAACCUGCUUGCUCCUUUUGCCACCACAUUUCCACUACUUAUGACCUAUACCACCUUCUUUGCCAUUUUCUCCGGUGGUUACCUGGCAUUGAUACUUCCUGUACUGGUUGAUCUGUCUGGGAAUUCUAUGGUACACAGGUUCUUGGGGCUUGCCAGUUUCUUUGCUGGGAUGGCUGUCCUUUCUGGACCACCUUUAGCAGGCUGGUUAUAUGAUUAUACCCAGACAUACACCGGCUCCUUCUACCUCUCGGGCAUAUGCUAUCUCCUCUCUUCAGUUUCCCUUUUCUUUGUACCAUUGGCUGAGAGAUGGAAAAACAGUCUGACCAGAAAGAGAGAGGACUGCAAUCAAGUGAGAGCUUAACAAAACAAAGUCUAAACUAAAAGUCACUGGAAACAAAAGCAUGGAAGAAAAGUACCCGCAUUUGUAAACUAAGAAGGUGAACCACAUAAUUUUUUAAGGUUCCUUUUUGCUUUAGCACUCUGAAGAAUGUCUAACUGGUGGUAAGAAAAGAGUAAUAGCAACUUAAAUUAAACUCCGUUAGUAUUUAAUCAAAUAGGCUAAAAUUUUAAUCAGUUGAAGCAGUUACUUUAGAUAUUAAAUGAAAAUCAGAAUGUACUGUAAUAAUAAAUUAACCAAACUCUCAGCUGUGCCAUGGUAAUUCAGUCGCAAAAAUAUGUAAAGACAGAAAACCAUUUUCCUUCAUAUAGAGCAGUAUUAAACAGAGUCAUUGAACUCUGGAAUGUGAAUGAACAUUGAAACAUUGUUUAGUGACUGGAAGAGUAUACACCCCCCAAAUAGUUUAUCUUUGCUUCUUAACUAGAGGUAAUCUUUGUUUUCUUUCAUUAUUUUGUUUCUUAAAUUUUCUAUAAUAAACAUGUAUUGCUAUGUAAUAAAAAAAUAAAUAAGAACUGCUAAAAAAAGAAAAAACCCCACAAACAACAAACCUUUAUUGCAAGAUCAUUUGAAUAGUAUUCCUACUCAUCCAAACAAUGUUACUUUUUCACUAUAUCUAAUUAUCUGGAAUGUUCAAGCUAAAUAUCUAGACAUAUCUUCAGAACAAGUUUUAUAUGAAAGUUGAAUAGGUGGCUCUUAACGGGAGAUAAACCAAAAGAUGUUUCUUAAAUAUGGAAUAAUUAUGUUAACUAAUUAAUGUCACUUAGACUAAGCAACUACAUGUGGAUAGAGAGCUCUUCAUUAUCUGGGUGAUUUUAAAAGGAAAAAAAGACCACCCUAGAGUUCUCUGCAAUACCAACCUCCUCUAGAAUCUCCUUCAGAAUGGUCCUCAAGACUAUUAUUACUAUUAUUAUUCCAUCUUUCCAUUCCUCUCUGCUUUGAAAUAUCUACUAAUUCCCUAUAGAGAAAAAUCCUAAACUGAAAGCCUGGUUUUAGCUCCAAAAUGCCACACCCUCUCACUCUCUACGUGUGCCUUUGUACAAGCUGUGCCACCAGUUACAAUCCCAAUGGCUUGCCAUUCUCCACCAGGCACGGUCUCACUUAUCCUUCACAAUCUGACUCACCAAAAGCCUCUGGAAAACCUCCCCCAGCAUUGUCAUUCUCUCCUCUGUAAUCUCAUCUAACUUUUUUUUUAAUUAAUUAAUUAAUUUUUGGCUGCAUUGGGUCUUCAUUUCUGUGCAUGGGCUUUCUCUAGCUGUGGCAAGCGGGGGCCACUCUUCAUAGCGGUGUGCGGGCCUCUCACUACCGAGGCCUCUCUUGGU